AUGUCUACCUGGUCAUUCCUCGAAGCCAUGCUUCAUUUUCCGGAUGUCCAAAAGAAGGCUCAAAAAGAGAUCGAUGACGUUGUUGGUGACCGAAUUCCCGUGUUCGAAGAUCUUGCCUCAAUUCCAUACGUGCGCUGCAUGAUGAAAGAGGUCUGGCGCUGGCGUCCACCAGUUGCGCUAGGACAUCCUCAUGUUACAACCAAGGAGAUCGAAUAUGGAGGCUACCGCAUCCCGAAGGGCUCGAGGAUCCGCAUAAAUUCCUGGGCUAUCGGGCACGACGCCAACCGCCACGAAGACCCCGAGCGCUUUUGGCCGGAAAGAUAUGCACAUGACACAACUACAACAAUGCAGAGUAUCAACUCCUCAGAUGUUACGCAGCGAGAUCACUUUGCCUUUGGCUCGGGAAGGCGCGUGUGUCCUGGCUAUCACGUUGCUGAACGCUCACUUGCUGUUUCUAUCAUGCGUAUACUCUGGGCUUUUGAUGUCAAGCCUUCUUCAACGGCAAAGCUUCCACUAGAUCCCUCGGACUAUCGCGGACAGCCUCCGGGAAACCCGAAUAACGAUUUACCAGUGAACCUGGUACUAAGAAGCGGGAAGAGCGAACUUGUAAAGAAAGCUUUCAAUGAUGCGUUGCAGGCUCGGGCACCUAUGGCUCAGCUCGUUACGUAA
This is a messenger RNA of Penicillium brasilianum, 669 nucleotides long. Lineage: Eukaryota; Fungi; Ascomycota; Eurotiomycetes; Eurotiales; Aspergillaceae. The record is from the annotation of a GenBank genome assembly.